Rhipicephalus microplus (southern cattle tick) is the source of this 2855-nucleotide messenger RNA. RefSeq names its product E3 ubiquitin-protein ligase synoviolin B-like. Gene Ontology annotation, molecular function: ubiquitin protein ligase activity. Gene Ontology annotation, biological process: proteasome-mediated ubiquitin-dependent protein catabolic process; ERAD pathway. NCBI's taxonomy places the organism in Eukaryota, Metazoa, Arthropoda, Arachnida, Ixodida, Ixodidae. The record is from RefSeq and is a predicted model, not a curated record. Gene Ontology annotation, cellular component: endomembrane system.
GCACGAUAGCCAGCCAACAUCUCAUGCGUCGUUGCGCGAUAAGCUGAAAGGAAAUUGCCUAAAUUCCGAUCGAUUACGCGUACUUCGUCUCAGCGUAAAAAGUGCGUUGCUGACAGCGCAGAGACCCGUAAAAAAAAAGGACGUCCAAUCCCCAAGAGACACGAGUUUUAACAUCCAGCCGUCGCCUCGGAGCCUCAUUUUUCCCGGCCAUCUAGCGUAGCCAAGCGAAAGCUGCCAGCAGACGUAAAAAUCAUGUAAUUUUGGAGGUCUCCCGCAAGCAUCUCAUCCCCGAACGGUCAAAAUGCGGGCAUUCCUAUUAACUCUGGGUAGUGUAGUUCUAACUACCGCAGUCAUCGGCAAUGCGUACUACCAGAAGAAACAGUUCUACCCUUCCGUGGUCUAUUUAACCAAGUCAAACCCCAGCAUGGCGAUAAUUUACCUCCAAGCAUUCGUGUUCGUAAUUCUCAUGGGAAAGUUAAUGCGAAAAGUAUUCUUCGGGCAGCUGCGAGCGGCCGAAAUGGAGCACCUCAUUGAAAGGUCGUGGUACGCCGUCACGGAGACGUGCCUGGCGUUCACCGUCUUUAGAGAUGACUUUAGCCCCAAAUUUGUGGCACUAUUCACGCUCUUGCUCUUCCUAAAGUGUUUCCAUUGGUUGGCUGAGGACAGAGUCGACUACAUGGAGAGAAGUCCUGUCAUAUCCUAUCUCUUCCAUGUAAGAGUUAUUGCCUUGCUCUUACUCCUGGGUUUCCUGGACUAUGCAUUUGUCGCCCACGCAUACCACACCACUCUCACCAAAGGGGCAUCUGUGCAGGUCGUCUUUGGCUUCGAGUACGCCAUCCUCCUGAGCAUAGUGGCCAAUAUCUACGUCAAGUACUUCCUGCACACGAUGGACCUGCACAGCGAGAACCCUUGGGAGAACAAGGCUGUUUACUUGCUGUACACGGAGCUCAUCAUCAGCUUCAUCAAGGUGGUGCUCUACUUGACCUUCAUGGCAAUCAUGAUUAAGAUUCACACAUUCCCGCUCUUUGCGAUCCGUCCGAUGUACCUGAGCAUGAGGGCUUUCAAGAAGGCCUUCAAUGACGUCAUUAUGUCACGACGAGCAAUCCGAAACAUGAACACUCUUUAUCCAGAUGCAACGCCUGAGGAGCUGGCCUCGGCCGACAACGUGUGCAUCAUCUGUCGCGAGGAGAUGGUGGGUGGCGGCAACAAGCGGCUACCCUGCAGCCACAUCUUCCACACGGCCUGCCUGCGCUCCUGGUUCCAGCGCCAGCAGACAUGCCCCACGUGCCGCAUGGACGUGCUCAGGCAGCGACCUGCCGCGGCCGCGGCAGCAGCUGCUAACAACGCGGCGGCCCCACCCCCAGCUGCCGGCCAGGCAGCGCCCCAGGCCCCACCAAAUGUGCCUGGGCAGGCCUUUCCACAGUGGCCUCCUGGUAUGGCGGGUUUCCCACUUUUCCCACCAAUUCAGCAGUUGCAGCAGCACUUUAUACAGCAUCAACAGCAGCACCAUCAGCAGCUGCAACAACAACAACAGCAGCAGCAACAGAGGGGCACACAAAAUGCUGCAGGUGCACCCAGACCAUCAGCCAGUGCUUCUGGUCCCCAGCAGCAGCAGCAGUCACAACAGCAGCAGCCGAACGCAACGGAAGCUGGUGGUGCAGCAGGGGUGGCAGCCGGAGCUGCUUUCGUCCUGCCUCCCUUCUUCCCAUUGCUGAUGCCGCCGCCACCUCCGAUUCCCCCGGAAGGCCUGGAGGCCUUGUCUGCUGAGGAGCUGAGCUCCAUGGAAGGGCAGGAGCGUGAGCAAAUAGCGGCCCGCAUCCGCGUCUUGCGCAACAUCCAGACGCUGCUUGACUGCAGGCUGUGUUGCAGCUGCAGCAGUACAGCGCUGUUGUGGCCAGGGAAACUGCAUCUGGGCAGCAGUCAACUCAGCAGCAGCGACUGUCGUCAAACACCACUGCGGGUGCAUCUUCUGCGGCUUCCUUGGCACCAAGCUCUGUAGAUCUGUCUGCAUCAGGCUCCAAAGAGGGCACGGCAUCUGCAGCAGCGAUGCUUAGGCAAUCCGAUGACGAUCCCAAUGCAGAGGUGCGACGGCGCCGACUCCAGCGGUUCUCCCAGGGUGCCACGCCCAACGGAGUUUCUAGUCCAGACGCAGCGACCGAGUCAAACGGCACCGGUGACGACAGCAGGCAUCCUCACUAAAGGCGUGCCGCCACCAAUUAAAACACUUAGGACAGCAAGAUCAGGGACACGCAGCAGCAAGCUCCUUUUUCUCACCGACACACAAGCCGUGGUCGUUUUUCAUUUUAAUUUUUUUUGUUUUCCCCUUUCUUUUUCCGACCGUCUCGUCCCCGUCCAGCACCAGGACAACGGGAAAGACGGCUGCACCGGUACAAUGCCGCGCGUUGUCGUGGCAACGCUCCUUCGCCGUUAUCUUAUCGCCUCAGCACCGACUACUGAGUUCCAGUUCUAAAUUAGAAGACAAUGUCCUGCUCUUUUUUAUUUUGUUUUCUUUUUCGUGAUGCCAUUAGAGGAGGGAAGAGUGUUCAUGGACAGUGCUCGCCUGUAUAUGUUGCCAGUUUCUUUCGGGGCAAUCGUGAAAAUGAAGGAUUGUUCCAUUCCUCGUUUUGUUACUCGUUUGCACAUUUAUCUUUCUUCCUGAAGUGACUCUCGUGCCAGCAGUGGUUUAUUGAUUUGCCUGGACUACCACGGGCACCUACCUUCACCCCCACCCUUUCCCUUCCUGGUCCCGACGGCUGCGGUGCCUGGCAAAUGUGCUGGCAGUGGUGGUGUUCUUAUUUAUUGUACAGAUUGUGUAUAAAAAGCUUCACCAAGUAAAAAGGAAUUCAGCCCAGGAC